GAAAAAAAAAUCGCUUUUCUGCAACUCUGCUCUGUUUGACCUAUGCGAGCUCCCGUACCUGUGAAGCGGUGUUGACUGAUGUGUCAAAAUGGCAGAGCAAACAACACUAGAGAGCCUGCUGGAGAUGGGCUUUGAGAGAAACAGAGCGGAGAAGGCGGUGGCCAAAACAGGAAACCAGGGAAUAGAGCAAGCCAUGGACUGGUUAAUGGAACAUGAGAACGACCCAGACAUCGACGAGCCCUAUGUGCCGCCUGUGGGGAACGUCCUGGGGGGAGCAGCAGACGGCCAGUCCACCGCUGAACAGCCAACACUAGCAGACACUGCUGAAGAAGGAGACGGCAGCAACAAUAAUAGCGAGGAAAGUGAAAAUAAGUCAAUGUCAGAGGAGGAGAGACUUGAGCAAGUUAAAAGGCUAGAGGAGCUGAUGCGGGUGAAGCAGGCGGAGAGAAGAGAGCGAGAGCGGGAGGAAGAGUUGGAGAGGGAAAAGCAGCGGAGGAAACAGGGCCAAGAGCUGCAGCAGAUUCGCCAAAAGCUGCAGGAUGAUGAUAUGAAAAAACUCGCUGAUCAGCGCAGAAGAGAGAAGAUGGAGGACAAACUGGCAAGGCAGAGGGUUAAAGAAAAGAUCGCACGGGACAGAGAGGAGAGAGCACAAAAGUUUGGUGGCGGUGGAACGCCGAGUGCAGCUGCAUCGUCCCAACCUGCCCAGCCCAGCCCGUCGUCGCCCACCAGUCACGGCCCCCCACCUACUAAGAAGGAGUAUGAUGAGUCCAGGAUACAGGUCCGUCUGCUGGACGGCUCGACCAUCACAACAGCCUUCAAGGCUCAGGAGCCGCUGGCGGCGGUGCGUGUCUACGUACAGAUGAACAGCAACACGCCUGAGGGUCAGGACAUCUCACUGCUGUCACCCUACCCUCGCCACGAAUACACCGAACUGGACAUGGAGAAGCCCCUCAAAGAGCUGGGUUUGGUGCCUUCAGCUGUGCUGGUUGUUACCAAAAAGUGAGAUCAGGAGGACCUGCUCUGUGAGCCUACCUCACCACCUCCACUACAUCAACACAAGAGACACCAGUCUGAUCCAGGAACAGAGCCGCCACCUUUUUAGUAUCUCUCAAUAAGCCAGCUAACUGAACUGAAGCAGACAGAUGCAGCUCGAGGCUGCGUUCAGAUUGUGUUUUAACUACUUUUAAGACGUUGGGGGGAAAAAAACGGUUGGUUAACUCGCUGAAUGAUGCCUUAUGCCAUUCUGGGCUGAUUGAUUUCACUUGUUAUUGUUUGGUUUGUGUGAAGUGAGACUGACAGUGACUUUUACAAAGUGAAGCUAGCUGGCUUCUGAUGGAUACUGCUUCAUCGUUUUCAACAACACAUUUAUAAAAAAUAUAGAAAGACGCAGUACAGAAUUGUUUAAUUAAAAAAACAAAAAAAAAAACAUGUUCAGUUGGUUCUGAAAGGGCCUUAAAUGAAAUCCUCACGAUCUUCCUGAUUUUGUGACAUUCUACUUUACCAGUUUUUUUUAUAAGUUAAAAUAUAUUGACAGUUAUGUCUGCAUAAUCACCGAGAAUCUACUCAAAAUAAAGAUGACUCAGAAUUACAA
Molecule: messenger RNA, 1591 nt
Organism: Larimichthys crocea (large yellow croaker)
Lineage: Eukaryota; Metazoa; Chordata; Actinopteri; Sciaenidae
Gene: ubxn1
Product: UBX domain protein 1
Exons: 10
Coding region: 89-1003 (304 amino acids)
Biological process (GO): negative regulation of protein K48-linked deubiquitination; negative regulation of proteasomal ubiquitin-dependent protein catabolic process; negative regulation of protein ubiquitination
Cellular component (GO): cytoplasm; nucleus
Molecular function (GO): K48-linked polyubiquitin modification-dependent protein binding
Source: RefSeq, a predicted model, not a curated record